This is a messenger RNA of Anthonomus grandis grandis, 1632 nucleotides long. RefSeq names its product succinate--CoA ligase [GDP-forming] subunit beta, mitochondrial (gene ScsbetaG). Gene Ontology annotation, molecular function: succinate-CoA ligase (GDP-forming) activity; ATP binding. The transcript is spliced from 2 exons. Gene Ontology annotation, cellular component: succinate-CoA ligase complex; mitochondrion. The record is from RefSeq and is a predicted model, not a curated record. The coding region runs from base 247 to 1491 and encodes 414 amino acids. Gene Ontology annotation, biological process: succinyl-CoA metabolic process; tricarboxylic acid cycle. Lineage: Eukaryota; Metazoa; Arthropoda; Insecta; Coleoptera; Curculionidae.
UGUCAUUAUCAGCUGUUUCAGGUUUGUUUACAUUCCUGUCACAUUUAAUUUUCUUACAAAAGGCCUUUUCUUUUAUCUCUUCUUUUCUUUCAAUAAACAUUUUAUUUAUAUAAUUCUUUAGUCAUUUAAGAUUACAGCGCGCAACAACAUUCGCGUGCUCACCUUCAACAGCCAUCACUACAAAGUACCUCCAACACGAACGUGAACUCUGGACCUUUUCCGAUAACGCGGCAAAGUUAAUUCGCUAUGGCUCUGUGUAGAAACCUCUUCCAACACACCCUUAGGCAUCACUUAACUAAGGUGCCAGUGCGCAAUUUAAACCUUCUAGAAUAUCAAAGUAAACAUCUGCUCCGGAAACAUAAUGUUGCCAUCCAAGACUUUUGCCUUAUCGAUGAGCAAGGGGACCACGGUCUCGACCAGUUCCAGGCCAAAGAGUACGUGAUCAAGGCCCAAAUCUUAGCAGGGGGUAGAGGUAAGGGGCAUUUUAACAAUGGGUUCAAAGGUGGAGUACAUAUCACAAAAAACAAGGAUGAAAUCCCCUUAACUGUUAAGCAAAUGUUAGGUUAUAAUUUAAUCACUAAACAGACUCCCAAGGAGGGAAUUCCUGUUAAGAAAAUCAUGAUUGCUGAGAGUGUUAAUAUAGUUCGGGAAACUUAUCUGUCUCUGCUUAUGGACAGACAGAGCAAUGGCCCAGUCAUAAUAGCCUCCCCUGCUGGAGGCAUGGAUAUUGAGGCUGUUGCUGAAAAAACUCCCCAUUUAAUAAAAACAGUGCCAAUAGACAUUUUCGAAGGGGUCACAGAUAAAAUGGCUCUAGAUAUAGCCGAGUUCCUUGAGUUUAAAGGAACCCUUAAACAACCAGCAGCAGAGGAAAUCAAGAAACUUUGGAAGCUCUUCUGUGAAGUUGAUGCAAUACAAAUUGAAAUAAACCCCCUGGUGGAGACUGAUGAUGGUAAAGUAAUAUCCGUAGAUGCCAAAUUGAACUUUGAUGAUAAUGCCAAGUAUAGACAAAAGGAUAUUUUUGCCAUGGAGGAUGUUACCGAAAGUGACCCAAGGGAAGUCGAGGCUGCCAAGUAUAACCUCAACUAUAUAGGCAUGACUGGUAACAUCGGAUGUCUGGUAAAUGGAGCGGGUCUUGCCAUGGCCACCAUGGAUAUUAUAAAACUAUAUGGCGGAGAUCCGGCAAACUUUUUAGAUGUGGGUGGGAGUGUCAAAGAAGAACAGGUGAGGGCAGCUUUUAAAAUAAUCACCUCUGACCCGUCUGUUAAAGGGGUUUUGGUCAAUGUGUUCGGGGGUAUCGUGAAUUGCGCCACUAUUGCCAAUGGUAUUGUCGGAGCAAUUAAAACUAGCCCAUUAAAGGUACCUCUUAUUGUGAGAUUAGAAGGAACAAAUGCAGUGGAAGCCAGAAGAAUCAUUCAGGAGUCUGGUCUGCCAAUUCAGACUGCCCAGAAUUUGGAUGAUGCCGCCCAAAAGGCCGUACAAGCUUUAAAAUAGUCUUAAGAGUUUUGUUUUUUUUUUUAAUUUAUAUUGUGAUAGGUUAUGAUAAGCAGCAUUUUUAUAUGAGUCUUGUUUGUAAUACUUUUUAAUCGUUAUAAGUACAAGUGACAAUAAAGUGUUUUGCAAUAUCGUUUUUAA